GAGCGACAACUUGACUUAAAAAAGCUUAGCAAGCUUUAGCUAGGGUUUAUCACUCAUAUUUCGUCAUCCUUAGUUCAAAAAUGGCUGCUGCUGCUUCUUCUUCUAUCUCAUCAGCAACACCACCACGCACAUUCCCAAUCUCUCGAAUUACAUCCUCAAAGCUACUCCCUCAUUAUCAGCUUCACUUACAACGCCGUUUCACUCAAAAUCCCAACAUUUCAAUUUCAUUUCCCUCCAAUUCCACCCACAAACCACCCCUCAUUGUCUGCUCCUCCUCCUCCUCCGGCGAGCCUCUCCGUCGUCCCCGCCCUGAUUACAUCCCCAACCGCAUACCGGACCCCAACUACGUCCGAAUCUUCGACACAACCCUCCGCGACGGGGAACAAUCACCCGGCGCAACUCUAACUUCAAAGGAAAAGAUCGACAUUGCCCGCCAGCUGUCCAAGCUCGGCGUAGACAUAAUCGAAGCGGGUUUUCCGGCCGCCUCUAAGGAUGAUUUCGAGGCAGUGAAAACAAUUGCGAAAGAGGUUGGAAAUGAGGUUGAUGGGGAUGGUUAUGUGCCCGUGAUUUGCGGAUUAUCCAGGUGUAAUGAGAAUGAUAUUAGGACAGCUUGGGAAGCGGUUAAGUAUGCGAAAAGAGCGAGGAUACAUACGUUUAUUGCGACGAGUGGGAUACAUAUGGAGUAUAAGCUGAGGAAGAGUAAAGAGGAAGUUGUUGAGAUAGCUAGAAGUAUGGUUAAGUUUGCUAGAAGUUUAGGGUGUGAUGAUGUUGAGUUUAGCCCUGAAGAUGCUGGCAGAUCUGACAGAGAGUUCUUAUAUCAUAUCUUGGGUGAAGUUAUCAAGGCUGGUGCAACAACUCUGAACAUACCUGAUACUGUUGGUAUAACUUUGCCUAGCGAGUUUGGGAAAUUGAUUGCAGACAUAAAAGCCAAUACUGCAGGAAUUGAUGAUGUCAUUAUUUCAACACACUGCCAAAAUGAUCUUGGACUUUCUACUGCCAACACUUUAGCAGGGGCCUAUGCAGGUGCAAGACAAUUGGAAGUAACAAUUAAUGGCAUUGGUGAAAGAGCUGGAAACGCUUCCCUAGAGGAGGUUGUAAUGGCGAUAAAAUGCCGCGGAGAGCAUAUUCUAGGAGGUCUUUACACCGGAAUCAAUCCUAGGCACAUCACUAUGACAAGCAAGAUGGUUGAAGAGUACACCGGGUUGCAAGUUCAGCCACACAAGGCUAUUGUUGGAGCUAAUGCUUUUGCUCAUGAAAGUGGUAUACAUCAGGAUGGAAUGCUAAAACACAAAAGCACAUAUGAAAUUAUUUCUCCUGAAGAUAUUGGGCUCGAACGAUCUAAUGAUGCUGGGAUUGUCCUUGGAAAACUUAGUGGCCGCCAUGCUUUGAAGGAUAGACUAACGGAGCUUGGGUAUGACCUGAAUGAUGAGCAAUUAAGCACGAUCUUUUGGCGUUUCAAGGCUGUAGCUGAAACCAAAAAGAGAGUUACUGAUGCAGACCUGAUAGCGUUGGUGUCGGAUGAAGUUUUCCAGCCAGAAAUAGUUUGGAAGCUUGCCGAUUUGCAGGUCGCUUGCGGAACACUGGGUCUCUCUACUGCAACAGUCAAACUUUUUAGUGCUGAUGGUGAAGAGCACGUAGCAUGUUCUGUUGGUUCUGGACCGGUAGAUGCAGGAUACAAGGCUGUUGAUCUCAUUGUGAAGGAACGGGUUGAACUUCUUGAAUACUCCCUGAUUGCUGUUACUGAAGGUAUUGAUGCAAUAGCCACUACCCGCGUACUAAUUCGUGGUGAGAGUGAUCACACAUCUACUCAUGCAUUAACAGGCGAACCUUUCCAACGGACAUUUAGUGGGUCUGGUGCUGGAAUGGACAUUGUUGUUUCGAGUGUGAAGGCGUAUAUUGGUGCAUUGAAUAAGAUGUUAGCUUUAAAGCAAUAGUUGCCAACAAAAAGAGUUUCUUCAACGGAGAGGAGUAUCUGCGGGAACAAGUUUCUAUCCACCAUGCCAAAGUGUAAAACUAGUGAGUGUUCAAGAAGUGUUUUAUGCAAAUUGACUCGAGAAUUUGUUCAUGUGCAUGCGUUUUUAGGGGGUUAACUUUUACCAACUCUUAGGGGUGUUGUACUUGUUUUCCGGGGGUAAUUCUUUCCUCUCAAUCAACACAACAUCAAUUGCCAUAA
This is a messenger RNA of Mercurialis annua (annual mercury), 2173 nucleotides long. Its product is annotated as 2-isopropylmalate synthase 1, chloroplastic-like. NCBI's taxonomy places the organism in Eukaryota, Viridiplantae, Streptophyta, Magnoliopsida, Malpighiales, Euphorbiaceae. The record is from RefSeq and is a predicted model, not a curated record. Gene Ontology annotation, biological process: L-leucine biosynthetic process. Gene Ontology annotation, cellular component: chloroplast. The coding region runs from base 81 to 1934 and encodes 617 amino acids. The transcript has 12 exons. Gene Ontology annotation, molecular function: 2-isopropylmalate synthase activity.